UCCUCUAAACUUACUCUUCCUCUCUCUUAAAUUUUCUGUGCUUUUGGUGUUGCAAUCCGCACUCCACAAUUUCUUAAUCUCCGGCAUUUAAAAAUAUCAAAAUCAUCCCAUCACUUCAAAAACAAUACAGAAGGGAAAAUACGAAUGCUAAAUAAAUAUGCUUACAGCUACAGCCACAGUCACAGCCAUGGUAAGGCAAACUAGGGAGAGAGCGAUGGAAAAUGAGAGAUGUUUUAUAGAAGAGAAAUAGAAGAACGAAGAAAAACUUGGCAUCCAAACAGAACCUUGCUCUCUCUCUCUCUCUCUCUCUCUCUCUCUCUAUACCCUUUACUAGGCUCUUCAAGUCAAACGCUCCAAGCAAACGACAACAAACUCGUCUGAUUCCCCGAUUUCUUUUUCCGUUGGUUAGGUAGUGAUCUUAGAAUCGGAUGAUAUAUCCGAUCGUCGGUGGAGAUCGGCGAUGCUCGUCGGUUCCGGUGCCGGUGGGGGAGGAUGGCGGUGGUGAUGGUGGAGUAGCUGAGGAGUCCUUUUGUGAGUCGGUGGUAGUUGAGAGGAGUUCAGGAGGUGGAGGAUGAAGAAAGGAAAGAGUAAAAACACUGGCUUGUUACCGAAUUCCUUGAGGAUUAUCUCUUCUUGCCUCAAAACUGUUUCCACUAAUGCUAGCACCGUUGCUUCCACCGUUAGGUCUGCUGGCGCGUCGGUUGCUGCGUCUAUUUCAACUGCUACUGAGGAUCACAAAGAUCAGGUCACCUGGGCAAGCUUUGACUGGUUGGAGCUAGGUCCAUCUGUCUUCAAGCAUGUUCUCUUACUUGGUUAUCAGAAUGGCUUUCAAGUCCUUGAUGUGGAGGAUGCUUCUAAUUUUAGUGAACUGGUUUCGAAGCGUGAUGGUCCAGUUUCAUUUUUACAGAUGCAGCCUUUCCCUACAAAGUCUGAUGGCCAAGAAGGAUUCAGAUCAUCGCAUCCUUUACUAUUGGUUGUUGCAGGGGAUGAUUUUAACAGUUUAAAUGUGGGUCAAAAUCAUAGUCUUCUAGGUGGGCUAGGAAGAGAGAAUAACAGCGAGUCUCUGUCAGGAAACUAUAUUAAUUCUCCAACUACUGUUCAGUUUUACUCCUUUCGGUCUCACUGUUAUGUGCAUGUUCUGAGAUUUCGCUCGGCUGUGCAUAUGGUUCGAUGCAGCCCUCAGAUUGUAGCUGUGGGCCUUGCAACUCAAAUAUAUUGUGUUGAUGCUCUCACUCUUGAGAGUAAAUUCAGUGUUCUCACCUAUCCUGUUCCCCAGUUGGCUGGACAAGGAACAGUAGGAGUCAAUCUAGGUUAUGGUCCGAUGGCUGUGGGUCCUCGGUGGUUAGCUUAUGCUUCGAACAAUCCACUGGUGUCAAAUUCAACUCGCUUAAGUCCAAAAAAUCUUACUCCAUCUCCAGGUGUCAGUCCAUCAACGUCACCAGGUGGUAGUAGUCUGGUUGCUCGUUAUGCAAUGGAAUCUAGUAAACAGCUGGCUGCUGGAAUAAUUAACCUUGGUGACAUGGGAUACAAAACAUUGUCUAAAUACUAUCAAGAGCUCCUUCCUGAUGGGUCUAAUUCUCCAGUUUCAUCCAAUUCUGGCUGGAAAGUUGGUAGACUUGCAGGAUCGGACAUGGAUAAUGCAGGGAUGGUAGUUGUCAAGGAUUUUGUUUCUCGAGCUGUUAUAUCACAAUUUAAAGCCCAUACCAGUCCCAUAGCUGCACUAUGUUUUGACCCUAGUGGGACCUUGCUUGUUACUGCUUCAAUUUAUGGAAAUAACAUAAAUAUUUUCCGGAUUAUGCCAUCCUGUUCACGGAAUGGAUCAGGUGCUCAAAGCUAUGACUGGAACUCUUCUCAUGUGCAUCUUUACAAGCUACAUCGUGGAAUAACUUCAGCUAUGAUCCAGGAUAUAUGCUUUAGUCACUAUAGUCAGUGGAUUGCAAUUGUUUCAUCCAAAGGAACCUGUCAUGUCUUCACUUUAUCUCCAUUUGGCGGUGAUUCUGGAUUUCAAUCUCUUAAUUCUACGGGUGAGGACCCUUCCCUAUAUCCAGUGUUGUCUCCACCUUGGUGGUCCGCAUCAUCUUGCAUGAUCAAUCAGCAUUCUUCUCCACUCCCCCUACCCGUCACACUUUCCGUGGUGAGCAGAAUAAAAUAUAGUAGUUUUGGGUGGCUUAAUGCUGUUGGCAGUGCCAAUGGCUCUGCAGCAGGAAAGGUUUUUGUACCAUCUGGUGCAGUUGCUGCUGUUUUCCAUAAUUCUAAAUCUCAAAGCGUUCAGCAUGUUAACUCAAGGGCCAAUUCCUUGGAGCAUUUGUUAGUUUUCACUCCAUCAGGUCAUGUAGUUCAGCACGAGCUUCUUCCAUCUAUUGGGCUAGAUCCAGGUGAAAGUGGUUCAAGAACCCAGCCAGUUUCAUUUGUACAUAUACAAGACGAUGACUUGAAGGUUAAAGUUGAACCAGUUCAAUGGUGGGAUGUGUGUAGAAGAUCAGAUUGGUCAGAAAGAGAGGAAUGCAUUUUUGGGAGUACAGGUGGAAAAAACGCUGUUGAAAUAAUUCAAAGAACACCAGGAUCUGGGGAUAAUUUUAACAUGGAAUUUCUAGACAUCAAUGAUGAUUCCAGUGAAAAGAAAUCAGCAAAAACAUGUUUUGUAAAAUCUCAUGAGAGAUCCCACUGGUACCUUUCUAAUGCAGAGGUGCAUUUAAGCUCUUUGAGGUUGCCAAUGUGGCAAAAAUCUAAGAUUUGCUUCUAUGUGAUGGAUUCUCCAAGAGUUAAUAGUUAUGAUGAUGGAGAGUUUGAAAUUGAAAAUCUUCCCAUCCAUGAAGUUGAAUUAAAGCAAAAGGAAUUAUUGCCAGUUUUUGAUCAUUUUCACAGCAUCAAAUCAGGGUGGAAUGAUAGAGGCCUCGCCGCAGCAAGAUAUAACCUUUCACCAUUAGCAGAACCACUUCAAGUUGAGGGCAAGAUCACACAGGAGACUGUUAUUUGUCACUCGAUGCCAGCAUCACUUAGCUCAACUGAAAGUUCAGAAUGUGGUUCAUCAAGAAGAAUUGAGCAUAUGCUAGAUUUGGAUAUAAUAAAUUGUGAGAAAACUUACAUCACCACUUGCCAGAAUCUGAAUGACUACUACCAGGAAAGAAAAGGGGGUACCAUAAUUGAGUCUGGUGCACUGAUUAAGAAUUCCUUAACCAUUGUAUCUCUUCCACAUGAGCAUUCAAAAAAUGUAAAUAGUCAUGUUAUCAAUUGUGCUAAAAAUGGUUUACCCUUGUCAGCAAAUAACUCGCCUCCUGCAGGAACAUUCUUUGUUGGAGAAGCUCCAAUUUUGAAUACCAAUAGGCAUACUGAUCUUUUAGCAUCAACUGCUGACAGUUACAAUUCACAUAUUAAUAGCCUUGUGGGAGCGUCCACUAUUCCUACAGUAGAGAAUCCAUUAGAUUUUGGGCUGUCUUUUCGGGAGGGGCACUGUAAGGCAUUGAACCUUGAUGAAUGCCACAGGUCAACUGAAGUCAUAGCUGAUGAUGUUGACAGCAGCAGUAGCCAGUGUGAGAAGGAAAAGCCUGAAGAGGAUGGCGAUAAUGAUGAAUUUCUUGGUGGCAUGUUUUCAUUUUAUGAAGAAGGUUGAUCUCAACUCUUCUCUACUAGUGAAACGUCCAGAGUGCUGGCAUUCACGGGUCAGCGCAAUUAAAACGUUUGAGGAAGUUGGUGUUAUUUUAUUGAAGAUGUCAUCUUUUGACAAUGAAUGUGCAAUGAUGGUGUGAAUAAGAGGGGUGGCAAAUCAAACUACAUAUUUGCCAACGUAUGUAAUCCUCUCUCUCUCUCUCUCUCUCUCUCUCUCUCUCUCUCUCUCUCUCUCUCUCUCGUAUAUAUUCUGUACAUGAUAAUUCUUAAGCAUAGGAUUAGUUCUGGAUUUGCAUUCAGUGGCAUCUGUUAACUCUGUCUGUACAGAUGAACUCAAUGAAAACAAUGUUCUCAAGCUGUAUAACUGUAUAUUUUUCCUUUCUUUUGACAAAAAGAAUAGGGGGGGAAAAGGAAUGAAAAGGAAAAGACGAAUUGUUUUGCUCAGAAA
Hevea brasiliensis (rubber tree) is the source of this 4054-nucleotide messenger RNA. Its product is annotated as autophagy-related protein 18g. NCBI's taxonomy places the organism in Eukaryota, Viridiplantae, Streptophyta, Magnoliopsida, Malpighiales, Euphorbiaceae. Gene Ontology annotation, molecular function: protein binding. The record is from RefSeq and is a predicted model, not a curated record. Gene Ontology annotation, cellular component: cytoplasm. The coding region runs from base 572 to 3610 and encodes 1012 amino acids. The transcript has 9 exons. Gene Ontology annotation, biological process: autophagy; response to starvation.